GCCAGCCCGCCGGCCCCGGAGCUGCGAGCCCCCCGCUGUCCGCGUCCCGACCCGCCAUGGCCUCCGCUCCGCCCCCCGCCGCCGCCGCCGCCCGCUUCUCCCCCGCCGACGUCCAGCGGCGCCUGGCGGCGGGCGCCUGCUGGGUUCGCUGCGGUGCGCGGCUCUACGACCUCUCCGACUUCGUGCGGCAGCACCCGGGGGGCGAACAGCUGCUGCGGGCGCGGGCCGGCCAGGACGUGCGCGCCGACCUCGACGGGCCCCCGCACCGCCACUCGGACAAUGCCCGCCGCUGGCUCGAGCAGUACUACGUGGGCGAGCUGCAAGGAGACCCCCAGGACUUCCCAGAGAACAAGGCUGUGGACCCCCUGGACACACAGGAGUCAGACCCGAUGCAGCCCAAGCUCAAAGCAAUGGACUGGGACAAGGACCUGGUAAACUGGCAGAAGCCCCUGGUCUGGCAGGUGGGUCACUUGGGAGAGAAGUACGAUGAGUGGGUCCAUCAGCCAGUGACAAGACCCAUCCGCCUCUUCUACUCAGAUUUUGCUGAGUCCCUCUCCAAGGCCGUGUGGUACAGUGUGCCCGCCAUCUGGCUGCCCAUAAUAAUGUACCUCAGCUGGUCCUACUACCAGACACUCGCCCAGGGAAACGUCCAGCUCUUCGCCUCCUUCACCGCAGAGUACGCAGUGGCCGUGCCCAAGGCAGUGUUCCCCGGCCUCCUGGUGCUGGGUGCACUGAGUUGGACGCUGAUGGAGUACCUCAUUCACCGCUUCCUCUUCCACAUGGAGCCCCCCAGUGGCAGCUACUACCUCAUCACACUGCACUUCAUCCUCCACGGCCAGCACCACAAGGCGCCUUUUGACCAGUCCCGCCUGGUCUUUCCGCCAGUGCCAGCCUCUUUUGGCAUUGCCUUUUUCUAUGUGUCCUUGCAACUCCUCCUGCCUGAAGCAGUGGGGGGCACCGUGUUUGCGGGAGGGCUCUUGGGCUACGUGAUCUACGACAUGAUCCAUUACUAUCUACACUUCGGCUCCCCGAACAAACAUUCUCGCCUCUACAACCUGAAGGCCCGACAUGUCAAGCACCAUUUUGCACAUCAGAAGUUAGGAUUCGGUAUCAGCAACGACUUUUGGGACAGCUUUUUCCACACCCAGAUCCCAGAAGAAUCCCAGGCCAAGACACAGUAACCACGUGCAGCCCCAAUGCUCUGCUCCCAGCCCUGCCCUGGCCAUGCCCCCUGCCCACCCUGCCCCAUCCAGACCUGGAAGCCAGGCAGGAUGGGCUUUAUGUGACCCUCGGGCCAGGCAGCAGACCCUGGGCACCGAGACAGGUGCAGAGUGGGGCACAUCCACUGGGUGCCUCUCAAAGACUUUUUCUUUAUCAAGAACACCAGGCUGCUCCGCCAGCAACACUGCCCGGAGCUAUGGCCCCCAGCCUUGCCCCAGGAGCCAGGCCCAAGGGGUAUGAAGGUGACUGACCUGCGGGGCCAAGCCUGUGCCCCCUGCACUCCACGGUGUUGGUGCUGCCAAUGUGCUCAGCAAAGACCAAGGCAUGCAAGGCAGAAGACCUCGUCCCCCCUUCCUGGGGAAGCGAUGGGUGCUGCAACCGCAGAGAGGAGGCAGAGGAAGCUUCUCACUGAAGAGAUCUGGCAUGAUGCCUCCCCCCUCGUAAUCCCCUCAUUUCCAGGAAAACACUUGUCUCCUGCCCCUUGAGAAUGCCAGCUUCGAUGCCAGCUUCCUCGCCCAGUACUCUCCCACCUGGCCCUUACCUGCUUUCCCAGAUGAGUCAAAAGCAUCAGCCUCCAGACUGCAGAGAUCCAGCCUCUUUCCUCUAGGGCCAGCCAGCUGCCAUAGUCAACUCUCCCUGGCCUCCAGAAUCACCAAGACACCAUUCUAGGGGUCCCCUGCACCCCACAUUGCCAGCUGUUCUCGGCAUCUCUGCCUAGAACAAUGAAACAUGCCAUUUGACUCUCAGGCCCGUUCCAGCCAGUGCCUCUUAGAGCCAAGGAAAUUCACGCAGUGCCUUACCCUCCCCACUUUGCUUUCCUGCCCCCCAACGCCAGCAGACCCUCAACUUUUCUUCCUUAUAACCAAAACCCUCCGUGCUCACAGGAGGGUCCUUAUUUAUAAACUUUAUCUACCCCUUGCGUCUCGUCUCAGACCCAAUAGCUGCUGGUGCUGCCUCUGUGUCAUGCUUAUGUUUAAAAAAAAAAAAAAAUUAUACUCUAUUUUCAUUCCCUGCUGACCCAUAAACCUCUACUUGAAACCUUAAAAACUCAGAGAGAGUAUAAUGGAGAAAGAGAAGCAGUUUGACUGAACCUGUGAUUUUACUGUCGACUGCAGUUAUUUAAAAGAUUUUGGGGUAAAUAUACAAACUACAGUUGUGAAAUAAAAGUGUAAAUAAAUUGUAUAUUUUGGAGAAAAAAAAUAAAAGAACCUUGAAAAAGA
Messenger RNA from Suncus etruscus (white-toothed pygmy shrew), 2441 nucleotides. It is a transcript of the gene FA2H, whose product is annotated as fatty acid 2-hydroxylase. Bases 57 to 1181 code for a protein of 374 amino acids. Lineage: Eukaryota; Metazoa; Chordata; Mammalia; Eulipotyphla; Soricidae. The record is from RefSeq and is a predicted model, not a curated record. Gene Ontology annotation, biological process: fatty acid metabolic process; lipid biosynthetic process. The transcript has 7 exons. Gene Ontology annotation, cellular component: membrane; endoplasmic reticulum. Gene Ontology annotation, molecular function: fatty acid 2-hydroxylase activity; iron ion binding.